UCUUGUUUAAAGUUAUGGAAACAUUUGCUGUUUAAUAAGCAUCCAGUAGUUUCUACUUUUAUACAAGCAAAUCGUGGAAAUAACUUUAGCAGCGAUAAUCAGAUUUCAUCAUUUGAUCUGUUAAAUAGUAUCGGCAAUAUAUUAGGAGUUAAGGAUUUCACGACUAUUAAUGAAAAUUCGUCUCUAUCCGAUCUUGGAUUAGAUUCAUUAAUGGGUGUUGAAAUUAGACUACUAAUAGAAAGAGAUUGUAAACUAUCGAUGUCUAUCGAUGAAGUUAGACAGCUUACGAUUGAUAAACUCAAAGAAAUCAGUUCGUCGAUGACAUCAAACGAUCACAGCGCAAAUAAUAUAGAAUCGAGAUUACAAACGAUAACUGCUAUGCAGUUUGACGGAUUUCCGAUCAAAGCGCCUUUACAAUACGAUACACUGAUUUCAUUAAAUACAGUUACAUCUAAAGUUAGGCCAAUGUAUAUGUUCCAUCCGAUAGAAGGAUCUGUCCAACGAUUUACAGAUAUCGCAAGUAAACUAGCUAUACCCGUUUACGGUAUUCAAUUAUCGCCUGAAGCACCCAUGGAUAAUACAGAAAUCUUAGCUAGAUUUUAUUUAGAUAAAAUCAGAGAGAAGCAAGAAAAAGGUCCUUAUCGUUUAUGUGGAUAUUCUUAUGGCUGUAUGAUCGCUUACGAGUUAGCGAUUCAGCUACAACGAGAAUCGAAUGACAAUGUAGAAGUGUUAUUUAUGAUUGAAGGAUCAUAUUGCUCUACGAGUGAUCGUUUGAAGAUUUAUAGAGAGCGAUAUCGAAAAGAGCUUACUGACGAUAACGUAUACUAUUCUGAAAUGCUAUUUUAUUUUAUUCAAGCUUACAUUUCUAAUAUCUAUCACGAUACUCUUGUCGAUGAAUUGAUUAGUUUAACGUCGCUUGAACAGAAAAUUAUUCAUAUUGCAUCGUUAAUUAUGAAGGAACAUCCUAAUAGUGAGCGAAAAUUUUUAACAUGGGUUACUAAUUCGUUUAUUAAUUUAAACAAAAUUGCCUAUGAUUAUGUACCAUCAUCAAAAUUUGACGGAGACAUAUAUAUGAUAACAGCAUCAGACAGGGAUGAAAUAGCAAUGGCUCUAGGCAAUGACUACGGACAGCAAGUUCAAUGCGAUGGAAAAGUAUAUAACAAGAUGAUAGAAAGUAAUCAUGUCUCUAUAUUGCACGACGAGAAUUCAGUUAAUAUUGCUAGUUAUAUAACUUCGAAACUUGGAUAA
This is a messenger RNA of Trichoplax adhaerens, 1248 nucleotides long. RefSeq lists its product as uncharacterized. The transcript has a single exon. The annotation marks the transcript as partial. The record is from RefSeq and is a predicted model, not a curated record. Gene Ontology annotation, biological process: fatty acid biosynthetic process. NCBI's taxonomy places the organism in Eukaryota, Metazoa, Placozoa, Uniplacotomia, Trichoplacea, Trichoplacidae. Gene Ontology annotation, molecular function: fatty acid synthase activity.